CAGAGACACAGCGAGAACACCACGUGACAAAGGAGACAGAGACUGCACUGAUAGAGCUGGAAGCCAAGGAACACCCAGGACUGCUGGCCACCACCAGAAGCCGGGAGAGCCACCCAGUCUGUGUUAUUUUGUUAUGGCAGCCUGAGCAGACGAAAACAACAAUUAAACAUCUGGCAGGGUAAAAGAAGGGAAUCAAUCUAUAUGAAGCUCCAAGGUUUCAGAGCCACCCAAGUUCCCUCUGGGAAGUAACCAACCAGCCCUCAGGAAGCUUCCUUCAACAGUGCCAGGAUUCUAUAAAGUCCCUCCCAAGUUUACUCCUCUGGCCUUGAAGCAGGUGGAUACCUCUGGAACACUGGGAAGAGCACAAGAGACCUUGCCAACCUGAAAUAUCACCUCCAACAUUUCCCCUUCCCCUUUUAACCUCUGCUUUCCCUACCUCUCUGCCCCCUUCCACUUUUCCCCACCCCAGUGUUCCUCUACUUCUUCCUCAUCCUCUUCUUCCCAUCCCUCUCCUUAAAGCACCCUGUGGAUGCUGACUGUAAUUUUCCCCUCAAGGAAAGAUGAGUAAUUCACUUCCAUAGGGUUUGCCUGGAGGAGUCAACGACUGUAUUCCCUCUCUCCCCAACCAAGGCUGGCCACAGAAAAAGUAUGGGAUUUGCCCUUCCUUGCACCACCUGGACCCUUCUCCUCCUGGGCAGCCCCCAACAAAGGGCUCUGGAUGUGGGACGCUUGUCCACACCACCAAAUCCGUAAGCCAGGCUUAUAGCAUGGACAGCGCUGCCCUCUAGUGUUUGCAACUGGGAGCCCUGAGGGCGCCACCAGCUCCAGAAUUUUUCUUUUACAGCCUAAGCAAGACCUGAAGCACCUCGGAGCUCCGACCCCCAAGUUCUCCUCCACGGCCACCGCCCGCACUGCACCCCGGCUCCCACCCCCUUCGCCGUUCAUUGGUGUCCUGGGCGUCUGCAACCUGCCGGGUGAUUUAGUAGACUGGCCCCUGCUCCUGUUCUUGUUCCUGCUCCCGCUCCUGCUCCGCCUCCUCCCCUCUCUCGCUCUCGCCUCCUCUUCCAGUCGGGGCGCCCAGACUUCGCAAAGCGCCUCGCCUGCCGCCCGCCGCGCCACGGGGCUGCUCAGCGCGCCGCGCUCCCGGCUCCUUCUCGCCGCAGCCUGGGGGCCCGGGCGCGGGCAAAGGACGCCCGAGGGGCCAGCGCCCCGAGCCCAGCGUGCCCUAGAGCCCGAUGUGGAAACAAGCUGUGCUUUGACAGAGCUCAGGAGAGAACCGAGCGUGUUCGGAGUGAGACUUCGGGAGCCAGCGGGACGCCCCAGGUCACCCAGUGCGACGCGGCUGCACGCACCGCCCACAAGAAUCCUGAUUUUCUUUGGAUAGUGUUGCCCUCCCCCACUCCACCCCAACCCAGUGACUGAGGAAGAACAGACCUCACUGUCAAGUUGUUCCUGCUUCAUUGAAAGCACUCAGCACAUGGCAUUGCUCUGGUCCCUGUUGAACCCUCAGAAGAAAAGCUGUGGUGCUUCCUUUUACCCAUACAAAAUGGAACAUAAGAAACUACAUAGCUGAAGAAACUACAGUCUUCUUAUAAGUGAGAGGCAUUGAAGUCUAAGUAAUUUCCUGCUGAGGGAAAAUAACCAGCAGCUUUUCCACAGUGUAGAUUGAAACAGGGAAGACAUGAAUAUCACUAACUGUACCACAGAAGCCAGUGUGGCUGCAAGACCCAAGACCAUCACUGAGAAGAUGCUCAUUUCCAUGACUCUGGUGAUCAUCACCACCCUGACCAUGUUGCUGAACUUGGCCGUGAUCAUGGCUAUCUGUACCACCAAGAAGCUCCACCAGCCUGCCAACUACCUGAUCUGUUCCCUGGCUGUGACAGAUCUCCUGGUGGCAGUGCUCGUCAUGCCACUGAGCAUCAUGUAUAUUGUCAUGGACAGCUGGAAACUAGGGUACUUUAUCUGCGAGGUGUGGCUGAGUGUGGACAUGACCUGCUGCACCUGCUCCAUCCUCCAUCUCUGUGUGAUUGCCCUAGACAGGUACUGGGCCAUCACCAAUGCUAUUGAAUAUGCCAGGAAGAGGACCGCCAAGAGGGCUGGGCUGAUGAUCCUCACCGUCUGGACCAUCUCCAUCUUCAUCUCCAUGCCCCCUCUGUUCUGGAGGAGCCACCGCCAACUCAGCCCACCUCCUAGUCAGUGCACUAUCCAGCAUGACCAUGUCAUCUACACCAUUUACUCCACACUUGGGGCAUUUUAUAUCCCCUUGACUUUGAUACUUAUUCUGUAUUACCGGAUUUACCAUGCAGCCAAGAGCCUUUAUCAGAAAAGAGGAUCUAGCCGGCACUUGAGCAACAGAAGCACGGAUAGCCAAAAUUCUUUUGCGAGUUGUAAACUUACACAAACUUUCUGUGUGUCUGAUUUCUCCACCUCAGACCCUACCACAGAGUUUGAAAAGAUCCACUCCUCUAUCAGGAUCCCUUCCUUCUAUAAUGAUCUAGAUCACCCAGGAGAACGUCAGCAAAUCUCUAGUACCAGGGAACGUAAGGCAGCACGCAUCCUAGGACUGAUUUUGGGGGCAUUCAUUUUGUCGUGGCUGCCAUUUUUCAUCAAAGAGUUGAUUGUUGGUCUGAGCAUCUAUGCGGUGUCCUCUGAAGUGGCUGAUUUUUUGACGUGGCUUGGUUAUGUUAAUUCUCUGAUCAACCCUCUGCUCUACACAAGUUUUAAUGAAGACUUUAAGCUGGCUUUUAAAAAGCUAAUUAAGUGCCGAGAACAUACAUAGAUUGCAAAAAGCCAAAAGGCAUUGUUUUUACCAGCCUUGUGAGUGGACAGAGGAAAGGGGUUCAACUUAUUAAUUCUUGAACAUAGUUGGUUCAGAAAAGUUUGUAAGGUAGUGUGGUCUUUUUGUUUGUUCACUUGUUCCGUUUUGUUUGAGGUUUGUUUUCUAGUGUGCCGUUUUCUACCUCUGGUUUUAUUUGUGGUACAUGAUUUCAAAUAAACAUCCGACAAAGACAGAAAUUUCAUAGACGUAAUAAUAAGGUGAAAUAGUAACUACUUUUUUUAGCCAUUCAGUUAAUCCUGCAAUUAAAGAAUGCCAAAAUAAAUCUUCACUUGCAGAAGUUCUUAUUACUUAUAAAUCAAAUACCUGAUAACUUGCCCUCUUGUGGCAUUAAAUCUGAGGUCAUGGCUCCAUAUGCGUGCAAAUUUUAGUGGGAAUUGCAUGACUACAUAAAGCAUUAAUAAAAAAAAAAAGUGGUAUACUGUCAUCUGCUUGCAGACCUGAGCUAAAAUCAUUUACUGUGACUACAUAGGCCACUCCCUUUAGGCACAAAUAGUACAGCUAUUAUAGUUCAUGAUUAAAUAUGCUUCCUCAUUCUCUAAAAAGAACCUGGAAUGAAUACUCCGGCACUUUCGUAGGUCUUUGACUAUGAAUAUGAAACAUAAACAAAUUCAAGAUAAUCUAAAUCUCCUUUGGUCCACAUGUUGUAUUACCUGACAGGCACAUUGGACGUCUUGCCAUUCUGAGAAGUGUCCCACUGAGCCUUGCACACACUCCCUCACUUAGAAGGAUUCAGGUGGGAGUACAAGCAGCUUAACAGGGUAGAGUGAUCAAAUGAAGGAAUAUAUUAUCUGAAGAACUUUGUUGGAGAAUGUUACUUAUUAAGUUACCAGUUGUGCACUUGGCAAAACCAUUAAAAGUCGAAAAUUUAUGUUUACCGCAAAGGUCACCCAUCGAGGAAAUGAGUAUGAAAUUGUGUCCCCUGGGAUCUCAGUGGCUUCCAUGCCAGACUGCAUCUUGGGGCCAGGAGGCUGCAGAUGGGACCUGACCUGAGGCGACAGCACCUCACCUGACCUGGGGUGACUGCUCUAGUCACAUGGAGGAGCUUACCACUAAGUCAAGAGUGAUGACAGGGACGCCUGGGUGGCUCAGUUGGUUAAGCGUCUGCCUUCGGCUCAGGUCAUGAUCCCAGGGUCCUGGGAUUGAGUCCCACAUUGGGCUCCUUGCUUGGUGGGGAGCCUGCUUCUCCCCCAGCCUGCCGCUCCCCCUGCUUGUGCAUGCUCUCUCUCUCUGACAAAUAAAUAAAUAAAAUCUUAAAAAAAAAAAAAAAGAGUGAUGACAGAAGGGAAUGAAAGUCUGUAAAUUCAUGUACGCUCUUGAGUCAGUGACUAUUUUACACCUCUUCUCCUCGUCUCAUCCACAGCUUCUCCCCAUCUCUUCACUCUCCCCGGGUCAUUUCUCUUCUUUGUUCACUGAGAAGACAUGAAUUUGCUCCCUCUCCUCCAUGUUUUAGCCUUAAAUCUACGCCCUCUAAUCUUUUCUGUAAUCUUGCACGUUUCUCCUUACCCCUGACUCCUCUCCUCCACUCCCCCCCUCCUGUCUCCACCCCCUCUCUUCUCCUCCCUUCUCCCCUCCCUUUCUCCCACCCCCUUCCUCUCCCCACUAUUCUUUAAUCUCACCUAUGAGUUUGCUCAAGUCUCUCAGACACUGGUGUACAUUUCCUCUGGCCCUACUUCCCACUCAAGAGCCUGCUUCAUCUCUCUCCUGGCUCUCCCACCUGAGUUUCUCCACUCAUCAAUCCUUCAUUCUGCUCACCUCUCACCUUCCACUGACUUUCUUAUCCUGUGCCAUCUGAGUGUACCCCUCCUAGCUCUCCUGAAACAGAUCUCCCAAAGUCUUUGGUGACUUGCCAGUAGGCAAAUUUAAUGGCCUUCCCUCUGUCCUUAUCUACUUCCCAAUCUCUCAUCAGGUAGAAUAGCUAAGCAUCCCUUUCUUGUUUAAGCCUGUGACUUCCAAAAUACAUUACUCCCCUGGUUCUCCAAUCACCUCCUCAUUCUUUGUCUCCUUUUCUUCCUCCUGAGGCAUUGUCCUCGGCUCUUACCUCCUGUAUCUCCAUACUCCAUCCCACCCCAUCACAUGCCUGUGGCUUUUCAAUUUGUGUCUUUAGUUCUGAUCUCUGUCUUUCUCAAACUCCAGACCCAUGAAUUAUAUCCAGUGAACAUCUCCCUAUGAAUAGCCUGUUGGUUCCUCAAACACAGCUUUUCCAAACUGAACUCAUGAUCAUUUUUCCACACUCAAACCUUCUCCUCCUUCCCAGUCUCAGAUAACAGGAUUACCAUGCUUUUUAUCAUUCCUAUUAGAUAAAUGUGAUCCUCUCAUGGCUUAUCUCUCACAUUCAGAUAGUCUUAAAGUCUUAUCCAUUUACCUCUACAGAAAUAUUUGAAUAUGCCCCUUUCUUCUCCAAUAAGCUGGUCCCCUCACUUAUUCCAAAUCUUCUCAUCUGAUCCACUUACCUCUGGAGUCCUUCACCUGCAACUCUGCCCCCACAUAACUGCACAUCUAUUAGAUAUAUCUUCUAGAACAGUGGUUUUCAGAGUGGCAGCUCUGGACCAGCAGCAUUAGCAUCAUCUGAGAAGUUGUGAAAAAUGCAAUGUCUAGAGCCCCACUGAAGACAUACUGAAUCACAAAUUCAGAGAGUAAAACCUCUAUUUUAAUAAGCCCUCUAGGAGAUUCUGGUUUGAGAAUCACUAUCCUCAAGCAUACCACUGUUUUUUAAUUAUAAUACUCAUAAUCCUCUACUAUUUCCCCAUCAGUUUAAAAUAAAUUAAGAUUCCUUAGUAUAAUAUUCAAGGCUCCUUCACUACAUGACUUUAAACUACCUUUCCAGAGUUGUGUCUCACCACUUCUUCUCACCCACCUCAUACUCCAGAAAGUCUGGAUAUUUUCUGGGUUUUCUGAGCUCCCCUAACAGUUGAUCCCACUGCUUCAGAUUCCACUGACUCCAUGGUUUUCCAUUCUUCUUCUACCAAUUCUUCAUGCAAUCUUGCAGCACAAAUGCAAUCUCUUCUGUAAAGUCUUUCCGAGAGCCUUCUUUCUUCUCUAUCACUGUGAAAGUCCUCUCUCCCAGCUCUAGGCUCCCAUAGAACCUCAUUUCUAUCACUAUUAUUAUAUGCACCCUAUCUUAUAAUGCAUCUGUUUGUGUAUUUCUGCUGUCUGCCCUAAAAGAUUGUGAGCUCCUUGAGGGCAGGAACCAUGUCUGUUUCAUCUCUGUAUCCCUAGGGACUCCUACCGUAUUUUACAUAAAGUAGGCACUCAAUAAAUGUCUGUUAAUGUGAAUGGAAUUAUGUCCCUGGAAGAGAAAAAGUCAUUGUGCCAUCUCCUCCCAGUGAGAAAACCAAACUUCUAAAAUACCAUGGUGAAAUACUGACUUUCUUUCCCCCCAAAACUUACGUUACUACUUCCCAAUCUUGUUCCAAAAACUGCUUAAAAUAAAGAGCUUCCACAUGGAAGAAAAAAAAAAAGGAUUGCCUGCUGAAUAUAAAUUAAUAUACUUUAUUCAGUAGGAUUCAGGCUAAGCUGCUCUCAAAGAAGGGGUCCUCCAAAUAUAGUAGUUCGAACAAGAUAGUUUCUUUCUCCCUCACAUGACAGUAAAGAGGUAGGAGGGCAGCCCAGAGUGAGUAGGAGACUCUGCUCCACAACAUUAUCCAGGACAAGAUGGUUCUUCCUUCCUCUCAGGGCUUGUUCUCAUCUGCAUGGCCAAAGCUGACUAACCAUUACAUCCACAUUCCAGUCCAUAGGAAGUAAGAGAGAGAAGUAGAGAGUGGUUUCCUUUUAAGGAAGUUAUGUGGAUCACAUAACUUCUGCUUGUACUCCAUUGGCAAUAAUUGGUCACAUGGCCACACCAAAUUGUAAAAGAGAAUAAGAGAGUAAAUCUCUAGCUGGGCAGCCACAUGCCUUGCUAAAAUUGAGGACAUUAUAAUAAAAGGAAGAAAGAGAGAAUGAAUACAAGGGAACAAUGAACAGUCCACCUCAAAGGGAUAUUGGUUUCUGUAUGUACAGCUCCUAUAUCUCAGGCAAGUCAAUUUGCUACCCAGUUCCUGGUGACCUAUGUAUGAGGGUGUUGAGGUUUAAAAUAUGGGUGACUAGACUGAGAUUGUGCGUACGCUGAAAAUCCAGUAUUUAUCAUGAUUAUAUCUCUAACAUCUAGAAAUUAUAUGAGCAACUCACUUGCUUUCCCAUCAUCUUCCACAUGUCAUCAUUGAAAAUUCUUGGCAAUUUUAAGCAUUUUAAAAUGUUAAGAGUCUAAUUAAAUAAAAAACA
Mirounga angustirostris (Northern elephant seal) is the source of this 7096-nucleotide messenger RNA. It is a transcript of the gene HTR1E, whose product is annotated as 5-hydroxytryptamine receptor 1E. Gene Ontology annotation, cellular component: plasma membrane; dendrite. The record is from RefSeq and is a predicted model, not a curated record. The transcript has 5 exons. NCBI's taxonomy places the organism in Eukaryota, Metazoa, Chordata, Mammalia, Carnivora, Phocidae. Gene Ontology annotation, biological process: chemical synaptic transmission; adenylate cyclase-inhibiting serotonin receptor signaling pathway; G protein-coupled receptor signaling pathway, coupled to cyclic nucleotide second messenger. Gene Ontology annotation, molecular function: G protein-coupled serotonin receptor activity; neurotransmitter receptor activity. The coding region runs from base 1682 to 2779 and encodes 365 amino acids.